Messenger RNA from Asparagus officinalis (garden asparagus), 1387 nucleotides. RefSeq lists its product as uncharacterized. Gene Ontology annotation, molecular function: metalloendopeptidase activity. Gene Ontology annotation, biological process: CAAX-box protein processing. Bases 54 to 1202 code for a protein of 382 amino acids. The record is from RefSeq and is a predicted model, not a curated record. The transcript has 2 exons. NCBI's taxonomy places the organism in Eukaryota, Viridiplantae, Streptophyta, Magnoliopsida, Asparagales, Asparagaceae. Gene Ontology annotation, cellular component: membrane.
UCUAUCUCUUUCUUGCGUUCUCUCUCUGCCUCUCAUUGAAAAAAAAUUGUACAAUGGCCGGCGUCUACAGUUGCUUGGCUCCGUCGCCGAUAUCUUUUCCAUUACUAGCUCCCUUGUCAAUGGCCGGCGUCAACAGUUGCGUUCUCCCUCUGUCUCUUGCUUGCGUUCUCUACCUUUCUCCUUUGCCUUUCAAGCCUACAACUAAAAAUUCUCGACUGAAUGCAUGCUUCCUUCCUGCAACAAGUAGAUUUCAUCAUGGCGUCGACGGCGCCAGGCGAUAUCCUUGUCUUAGAGUUUCAACAAAACUGCCAAGGAGAGUAGAGCCUGCGGUGCCGCUGAAAAUCCUACGUGCAAAACCCAAGUGUUGUCCAGUCCACGUUAACAAUCCUAAUUCGGAAUUCAUCAACAAUAUUUCAAGCGGUGAGGAUGAUAACCAGAGUUGGAUAUCACGGGUAGAAAAGACUGCACGAGAUUUUCUCGAACCAAAAAGGGAACGCUGGGUAGUGCCAUGGGGCAUGGGAACAGUUUUCCUAUUCUUUAAUCUUUGUUUUGCUUGGAACAAGUUGCAUGGCCACAAGAUAUUUCCGUUGAUUGACCGUGUGGACCCCGCCUACCAUGAUCCCUUGUGGCUCCUCUCGACGCAGCCUAUCCAAAUCGCAAUCCUUUACCUCUGCCUUUAUCGGUUUAGACCCUUACCUACGGAUUGCUUGCACUUCAGCAUCGAAGGGAACUGGCUGUUCGAUCUCAUUAUAGCAUGCCGCUUGUUUCCUCUUGUUGGACACAUAGAUUCAAUCAGUCACCACUUUUUAGGGCCCACCCCAGUGGAUUACUUUAGUAGCUUCGAACAAGCAAUCAAAUUUCGUGAUUAUCCAGCUGCGGUGUUGGGAGUACUUGCGGGCACGGUGUGCGCUCCGAUCUGCGAGGAGAUUGUGUUCCGGGGAUUUCUGAUGCCAUGGCUCUCGAGACAUAUGCACCCGUUUUGGUCUAUCCUGCUGAGUUCACUUUGUUUUGCAGAAAUACACCAUGAUCCGGUCUGCAUGCCGUCUCACACAGCUUUUGGAAUAAUAAUGGCAGUGGUUUUCUCAAGGUCAAGAAACUUGCUGCCUCCGGUGCUCCUUCACUCGAUGUGGAACAUGUUUUGUUACGUUCGACAGAUCCAAUACCUUACAGGAAUUUAUUGGAAGUCAAGUUGGCAUGCUUGAGUAUGCACGAUGCAGAUAACAACUCCAACCGUGUAAGGAAUUUGAAUGCAAUCAACAGCAGCUAUUGAGCAAGAUUUUAUCAGAGACGCUUUUCUUUUUAGAUUUUUGCAGUAUGAAACGCAGGACAUUAAACACAGUUUUACUAGUUUGCUGUUUGGUUCGUUUCCUUGAUAUAGAGAAAUGCA